Molecule: messenger RNA, 1578 nt
Organism: Culex quinquefasciatus (southern house mosquito)
Lineage: Eukaryota; Metazoa; Arthropoda; Insecta; Diptera; Culicidae
Product: matrix metalloproteinase-19
Exons: 1
Coding region: 35-1513 (492 amino acids)
Biological process (GO): proteolysis; extracellular matrix organization; collagen catabolic process
Cellular component (GO): extracellular matrix
Molecular function (GO): metalloendopeptidase activity; zinc ion binding
Source: RefSeq, a predicted model, not a curated record
AUUCAGUCAGUCAGUCUCAGUACUCCGCAGCAUAAUGAUCGCAUUGCUAGCGGUUCUCACAGUGCUUCAAAUUUCAACAAUCCAACUAACGCUCGGCGUUCCAGUUUACAUCGACCCGGACACCGUGAUCAGGCCGGAAUACUUGCAACGCAAUAGCGUAGAAAAAAACGAUGCCCUUCCGCUGGACCCCAGACCAGCGCCGGAAGUUACGGACCAGGAAGCGGCGGCAUUCCUUGUAGAGUUGGGCUUCCUGAACCAGACUGCUGAUGAUGUUGUGACGCGGUUAGAUCAAGUCGGGGGUGAUCCGAGGAAGAUUGCGUUGGUGAGGUUUCAGAAAAAGUUCCAGCUGCCAGAAUCUGGGCAAUUGGACGACGAUACGAGACGGCUGAUUGCUGCUCCAAAGUGCGGAGUUUCCGAGCUGAACGCGGACUCGGAGAAGUGGACCAAGCCGGUGAUUACGUACAAGAUCAACAGUUUCCCGGCGAGCUUGGAGCCUGCGGAAGCAAGAAAGCUUAUCGGACAAGCGUUUGGUGAGUGGAGCAAGCACGCAAAUUUGGACAUCGUUGAGGUCAGCCAAGGUGACGCCGACAUCUUUGUGAGUGACGAGGCACCAGACCAUCGGGAUCGGAUGGGAUUUUCGUGUCGGUUUCUGAAGAGUACUACUGUGGCGCAUGCGUUCUUUCCGGAGAUUGGUGAUGUCCAUUACAAUAGUGCGAAGAGUUAUACCCCGGACGAGUUUCUGAGUGCCUCGAUGCACGAGAUUGGUCACUCGCUAGGGUUGGACCAUGUCAUGUCGCAGUCCUCGAUCAUGUUUCCUCUUCACAUUCGAUACCACUUGGAGAUCCCCGUUGAAGAUCAACGAGCCCUUCAAGCGCUGUAUGGAGUGCGACCAACCAUCAAGCAAUCUCCCAGAACUACAACUGUAUUACCAGUGGAAUCUACUCCACGACUCUGCUCGCUGGACAAGAUCGACACGAUCGUGAACGACGCUUCCGGAGAACCCUUCGUCCUGGCGGGUAACUAUUACUACGAUCUGAGUCAACAGAAUCCCGCCGGUCGUCGAAUUUCCACCAAAUGGCCACGACUUCCAGCGAAUAUCGAUGCAGCGUUCACGUACCGCGGUGGCCGCCAUACCUUCUUCUUCAAGGGAAGUCGCGUUUGGGUCUAUGCGGACGAUCAACUGGAAGCGGGAUAUCCGCGCGCGAUCGCCGGUGAACUUCCGGGUUUGCCCAACAACCUGGACGCGACGUACGUGACCAAAGCCGGUAGUAUCGUGGCGAUCCGGCGGAAUCAGUACUGGUUCUACAACCCAGCCAAACGACCCCAGGUGAGCGGCCACUUUCCGCGGUUGGUGUAUGACUUUCGGAACAUGCCGGUUAAUAUGGACGCGGCGUUGCAUCACACGGACAGGCAGUUUUAUUUCUUCAAGGGGCGCGAGUUUUAUCGGCUUAGUUUGACGAACUUUACGGUUGGGGAGCCCAGUCCGUUGGAGAGCAAGUGGUUCAAGUGUUGAUUUAGAAAUUUGUAAUUUUUAAUAGAAAUAAAUGACUGUAUUCUCUGAUCGCAGAACGAACUCCC